CUAAGAGCUAUCAGGUAACAUAACUGAUAUAAUUUGAAUAUAAACAAAGCAGACAUGUACUACUUAACUGUUCAUACCUUUAAAAAACCCGACAGGAAAUGUUUGCUUGUGCGGAUAUAUCAUAAGGCAUAUGAAACACUCAACAUGGAACGAAGCCUUCAGUUGAAGCUCGGCUACGUCAAAUCCACAGCAAAAUCCAAGUCGACAGUCAGUCAGCUCUAUGACUGGCCCAGGAAGUGAUUUAGACUUUAAGAAAACAUGCGCUUGAUUUUGACGAAGUAUCAAUUCAUUUAUGUGACAUUAAUUUACUAGUAACAUAGACUCGCAUUUUCUGCUUUGAAGACAUACAUUGACUGUCUUAGUAAAACCUGAACAGACAUCCACACGAUCAAAAACCUUUAUUGGGAAGUCAUGCCAACUCUUAGGGCAACCCAGUAGUUAUGGCAAGUUCCAGGAAUUAUGAGCUAGAAUCGGAUGAAGUAGUUUAUCAAUUUUGUGAAAUUUGCCUGUUAGAUGACCAACAUAGACCCGCAGUGUCUUCUUGCAAGACAUGCAUUGACCACUUCUGUGGACCUUGCACGGUUACACAUAAGUCAAACCAUAAAGAACAUGAUAUAUUGGUAUUGCCUAAAUACAAUGUUAACUUAGAACAAAACACACAAUCCAAUUGUACGACACAAACGCUUGUCGACAAGUGCCUUAUUAGUGGUCAUGGGGAUGAGCUAUUGAAAUAUCUGUGUAGUGAUUGUGAUGCACUGGCUUGUAUAACAUGUGUUUGUACUAGGCACCGAGGGUGCAAACAAGUGAGGAAUAUCGCUGAAUCAAUAGAUUCAGUCGACUUCCAAGAGAGAAUUGCGCGAUACAACGAUAGCCUUCAUGCUUUGUCAACCAAACUUUCGAGGGCAGCAAAAACUAUGUACAUGCAGAAGGCAGGAGUGCAAAACGACCAUGCGUCCGCACGUACAACCAUCGAAAAACAGAUCAUGAAAAUGCGUUCUGAUGUAGCGGUUAACUUUAAAGUUGUUAAAGACAAAGUCGAGGAAACAAAAAACGCCGAUACAGAAACAAAUGAGUUUUGCUCAUUGAAUUGUCAUGGCAUGAAAACAAACAUUAACGCAGAAACGAACAAAGUUGAGAAUGUAAAAGGAGAUCGUCAGAAAAUACAGAGACAUAUUCGUUUGCUCAAGUCUAAAGAGCGAAUGUCAGACUUUCGUACUCAACUGCAAAAUGUUGAAGGCCAUAAUAAGUUCAAACGAUAUGAAUACCAACCUGUAGUGCGACCUAAGGCAAUUACAUCUGACAUGUUGGGUAAUCUACUCCAAAUCGACAGCCUUUUAUCUCUGAGUAGCAAUACAAAUACACAGUCGACAGACGUUGAUAUACAACAGGUCCGAAAAAUGAAACUACUCAACAACCAUUUUCUUGUUAUCAUAAAGUGGGAGAAAGUAGCGUGUUUGGAUAUUGAUAAAAUGAUAGUCAUUCAUGAAAAAUGCUGUAAGGAAAAAGUGAAUGAUGUAGCGCGCGUUGCUUCUAACCUAAUAGCAGUUACAUGUCCAAGGAGUGGAUACGUAAGAAUAUUUAACGUCAAUGAAGGCGGACGUUUGCACAUCGACCGUGCUUUAUUGGUCGAAAAAGACUGCCACGCAAUUGAACACAUCGAAACAAACUUUGUCAUAUCCUAUGGUGUCCCAACCAGUGAAGUACGACUUUACACCGAUACGGGUAUUCUUGUUCGUAUUCUCAAUAUUGACGACGAUGUAUGCCCUGCUUUACGGUCACCACUGUCGUUAGCCAUUAACCUGGAUGACAACUCUCUUUACAUCGGCGAUGCAGUCAGCGAUUGUGUUGUCAAUGUGACAUUGGAAGGGACAAUUCUAAAUAUCUGGAAAGACUUUGCCAAUCCUCGUGAUAUCACCGUCAGUGAAGAUGGUCACAUAUUAGUGUGUGGCGGUGUGUCGAAUUCGGUGCUAGAAUUGAAACCAGGACAGAUUGGUGCUUACCGGGAAUUGGUUCCAGCGACUGAUGGUUUCCUACCAAGAAGUGUUGCGUACGAUGCCAAAAGAAAGAAGUUAUUUGUUGGCUCUAGACAUGCGGGCAUCCGUAUCUACCACAUGGAGUGAUAUAUGUGUUGCUAUAACUGGAAUUCUUUAAUGAAGUGACUCGAUUAAAAAUUGAACUUGCUGCUGUUCCAUAUUUCUUGUUUGUGAUAUUUUGUUUUUGUGUUAUAUGUCUUUGGCGUUUACCCUAUGCCAUUAAAGGGGGUUUAUGUUUAAACUUUUCGCUUUUGAGCUUGUUUCUGUAGUUUUUCAUAUAAAUGUUCAUGAUAAUUGUCAUACAUGUAUCACUUACUGGAGGAUUGAAGCAGAUUGGGGUUUUCAGGUGUUCUUGAGUUCCCUUUAUAGUCCUUUAAUUGUUGAUUACACUGAAAUGUCGUACAAAACAUGCAUCUGUUCAUACAUGUAGUGUACUGUUUUAAAAGCUAUGUAAUAUUUUCGAAAUAAGCCUGUUAUUUAAAUACAGAACAAAUGUAGGUAAAAGGUAUAUGCAUUCAAACGCAGAAGUGUGACAUGAAUUGAAAGUAUAGUUUUGGAGGCCAAACCGUUUGACAUCAUCUAAACACUUGUGGCUUUGUGGUGAUUAUUUGUAUUUUGUUACCAGAGAUUUAAUUACAGACACGUGUUUAAUUUAUUUCUUAUUUGUAAAGAUAUCAUUAAGAAAUUACACGACACUGUUUAAUGAAUAACCCUCAUACAAAUAACAA
Molecule: messenger RNA, 2761 nt
Organism: Mya arenaria
Lineage: Eukaryota; Metazoa; Mollusca; Bivalvia; Myida; Myidae
Exons: 3
Coding region: 441-2120 (559 amino acids)
Molecular function (GO): zinc ion binding
Source: RefSeq, a predicted model, not a curated record